Messenger RNA from Oryza sativa Japonica Group (Japanese rice), 1376 nucleotides. RefSeq names its product zinc finger protein 8. Gene Ontology annotation, molecular function: DNA-binding transcription factor activity. NCBI's taxonomy places the organism in Eukaryota, Viridiplantae, Streptophyta, Magnoliopsida, Poales, Poaceae. Gene Ontology annotation, biological process: trichome morphogenesis; trichome differentiation; response to gibberellin. The record is from RefSeq and is a predicted model, not a curated record.
UAAAUAAUUACUUAUCUUUUUUAAAUAAGACGAACGGUCAAACACAUACUAAAAAGUCAACGGCGUCAAACAUUUCGAAACGGAGGGAGUAGUAGUAUGGUGACAAUUAUCCUGCUCCAUCAGUGCCCCAUUUGCCUCAGCAUGCAAAACCUAUCACUCGUAUACAUUUGGCACUCCUGCCAGUGCUUUCUGCUCUUUCUAUUCCCUCCCUCCCUUCUCCCUUCAUAGUUCCACCCUCCUUCCAUUCCUCUCUGCUGGUCAGGGACGAGAGAAACGUAAACCCAGCCGUGACAUUAUAUUGCCUAGCUAGUUGAUUAAUUUGUUGCAAGAACUGGCUAGCUAGCUCGAGAAAUUCUGUGUACCUGGCCGGGUGCAUGGGCAGCGGCGGCGAAGGAGGUGGUGGAGCAGCGAGCGUACGGGAUCAGCCGCCGCAUGACUUCGCCAACGUCGCGUCCUUCUCCGAGUUGCCGUUCCUGCGGCCGGCUCCGGCGCCCAGGGAGAGCCCCAACAACUCCGCCAUCCGCCUCUUCGGCAUCGACGUCCCGCACGCGUCGUCGUCGCCUGACGGCAAAGCCUCCAAGGAAUCCGUCGUCGUCUCCACCGCCGCCGCCGCGGCGUCCACGCAUGGCGCUGCCGCUGCCGCCAUUGCCGCGGCCGCCGACAGCAGCCGCAAGUUCGAGUGCCACUACUGCUGCAGGCACUUCCCGACGUCGCAGGCGCUCGGGGGCCACCAGAACGCGCACAAGCGGGAGCGGCAGCACGCGAAGCGGGUGCAGAUGCAGACCGCGAUGGCCGCUGCCGCCGCGGCGGCCAGCGGCGCGCACCACCACCACCACCACCACCAGCUGCUCGGCUACCCGCAGCAUCAUCACCGCUUCGGCUUGGCAGGCCCCACGGUGGCGGCAUUGUAUCAACACCCGUCGUGGCCGACGAUGAGCGGCGGCGGCGGCGGUAUCUCCUCAAUUGGCCCUCAGUUCUAUAGCGGGAUCGGAUCGGUCACCCAGCCGAUCAACGGGAGCCCGCUGCCGGCGGGGCUCUGGAGGCCGGGCCCGAUGGCGGCGCCGCCGCUGCUGGCCGGAGAGCGGCGGCCGGUCGCGGUGUCGACGUCGUCCGUGUUCCGAGGAGACGAGCCAAGAGCUUCAGCUUCUCUUGUGGCGUCCCAGACAGCUUCUUCCUCUUUGCUGCUGUCUCCGCAAGGUCAGUUCGCUUGUGAGCAGCCGCCGGCGACCACCGCAGCUGAGGGCGUGAGCUUAGAUUUGCACCUAUAAUUGUUCUUUUUUCUUCUGUUGGUUUUAGCGGAUUACUACGUACAAUAACUGAUUUCUCGCUACCUUUUCUUCCUUGCCUGGGAAUGAGAUUGCCCUUUACUAAAUUCA